UCCCUCACCUCACAUCACCUCACGCUACUACUACCCUAACGACAAGUACCUCUCUCACCAUUCGUCUCACCUCUCAGCUCAUUCUUUAAUGGCGGGACCUCUCUAUCAUCGACCUCUCCGCUGUAACUAAGCUCACGCCACUCACUGUGAAUUUUUCUAUAGAAAAUUCCAAAAUCUCACUACUUUUUUCCCUACGAAUCUAUGGUUUUUCUCUUGUCUUCUAUAUAAAUCAAAGGGGCGGCUGCAACCCUGACAAUAUAGAACUAGAAGAAGAAGAAGAAGAAGAAGCCUAUGACCAUCACCACCAUCUCCCUUUUCCUCUAAACAAGCAAUUCCAAGCAUAUAUAUAGAAGUAGAGAAAGAGAGAGAGAGAGAAGAGAGAUGCUGGAAACGGUACGGUACCUGAUCGGAUCGGCAGGGCCGAGCGGCUACGGAUCGAAAUCCACGGCGGAGGAAGUCACGGAAGCAUGCGCCGACCUCCGAUCCAUCACCGCCAUCAUCACCGGUGCGACAUCGGGGAUCGGCGCAGAGACGGCGAGGGUGCUGGCAAAACGCGGCGCGAGGCUAAUCCUCCCGGCCCGGAACUUGAAGGCGGCGGAGGAGACGAAGGCACGCAUCACGUCGGAGUUCCCCACCGCCGAGAUCAUCGUCCUUCCUCUCGAUCUCAGCUCCUUCUCCUCCGUUCGCUCCUUCGCUUCUCGAUUCCUCUCUCUCCGUCUCCCUCUCAAUCUUCUCAUAAAUAACGCGGGAAAAUUCUCGUACGAGCGCGCGAUUUCGGAGGACGGCAUCGAGAUGACCUUCGCCACUAAUUACUUAGGUCAUUUUUUGUUAACAAAACUGCUUCUAAACAAGAUGGUGGAAACGGCGAGGGAAACGUGUAUUCAAGGCCGCAUCGUCAACGUUUCUUCCAGCAUCCACGGCUGGUUCUCCGGCGACUGCAUCCAUUACCUCCACCUCAUCACCAAUAAUAAGAUAGCGUUUGAUGCGACGAGGGCUUAUGCAGUAUCGAAGUUGGCGAACGUGCUGCACACGAGAGAGCUGGCAGAGAGGCUGAAGGAUAUGGAGGCUAACGUUGUAGUUAAUUGUGUUCAUCCUGGUAUCGUUCGCACUAGACUCACUAGAGACCGCGAGGGUUUCCUAACUGAUAUGGUGUUUUUUCUAGCCUCCAAGUUGCUUAAAACUAUACCCCAGGCGGCGGCAACGACUUGCUACGCGGCGGUGCAUCCGAAGGUGGAGGGAGUAACCGGAAAGUACUUCGCCGACUGCAACGAGGCGGCGGCGUCAAAAGCCGGGUGCAACACGGCGGAGGCGGCGCGGCUGUGGCGCAUUUCAGAGGAGAUGAUAGUGGAGCAGGAGCAGUAGUAAGGAAACUUGGGUUGCCAAAAGAAUGAAAGGUUGUAGAUGUGUAGAUGUGACUGUUCAAGAAAGAAAGGAUGUGGAUAUCCGAGAAGAUUCUAGAUGGACAAAAGAAGAGCUAGGGUUUUUAGAGUGAAUGAGAG
Molecule: messenger RNA, 1499 nt
Organism: Dioscorea cayenensis subsp. rotundata (Guinea yam)
Lineage: Eukaryota; Viridiplantae; Streptophyta; Magnoliopsida; Dioscoreales; Dioscoreaceae
Product: short-chain dehydrogenase TIC 32 B, chloroplastic
Exons: 8
Coding region: 382-1362 (326 amino acids)
Source: RefSeq, a predicted model, not a curated record